Sorghum bicolor (sorghum) is the source of this 1019-nucleotide messenger RNA. RefSeq names its product probable calcium-binding protein CML16. Bases 172 to 792 code for a protein of 206 amino acids. The record is from RefSeq and is a predicted model, not a curated record. The transcript has a single exon. Gene Ontology annotation, molecular function: calcium ion binding. Lineage: Eukaryota; Viridiplantae; Streptophyta; Magnoliopsida; Poales; Poaceae.
CGGCGACGGCGAGACCACUCACCAUUACAACCAACCGCCGAGCUCACAUCACACAGCACCCACCUUUUCAGCCGGCUCACUGCCGCAGAACCACACAGGCAGCAAAAGAGCCCUUCACAUCACCACCGUACCUCCACUCGGUCGACGACGACCAAGCUCCGUUCCACCGCCAUGUCGACCACCAGCGCCAGCGAGAACAAGCAAGCCCAGCACCAGCAGGCGAGGCGCCCGGCGGCGGUGGUGUCCUCGGCCGCGGACGACGCGGAGAUGCAGAGGGUGUUCGCCCGCAUCGACGCGGACGGCGACGGCCGGAUCUCCCCCUCGGAGCUGGCCGCGGUGUCGCGCGCCAUCUCCCCGCCGUCCAGCUCCUCGCACGGGCGCCGCGAGGUGGCCGCCAUGAUGGACGAGCUGGACACGGACCGCGACGGCUUCGUGGACCUGGGCGAGUUCAAGGCGUUCCACGCGCGCGCCCGCGCCGGCGGCGGCCGCGGCGGGGACAACGGCGGCAGCGGGGGGGACGAGCUCGACGCCGAGCUACGCGCCGCGUUCGACGUGUACGACGUCGACGGCGACGGCCGCAUCACGGCGGCCGAGCUGGGCAAGGUGCUGGGCCGCAUCGGUGAAGGGUGCAGCGCCGAGGAGUGCCAGCGGAUGAUCGCCAGCGUCGACACCGACGGCGAUGGGUGUGUUGGGUUUGAGGAGUUCAAGAAGAUGAUGUGCCCCCAGCAGCCCCAAGCCGGCGCCGGCGCCGACGCCGGAGCCGCCGGGCCGGACAAGGCCAAGAAGGAGUAACGGCAGUGUGUUCAGGUCUUCAGGGAGAAGGACUGGAGUGUGUCUCUGCCUCUGGCAUUAUUUUCACCUAGGCUGGAGGAAAUACUCCUGCAGUAAAAGUGUAAAACUACUGUACUUGGGAAUAAAAAUUCUCCAUGACUGUCAUGUAGACGUAGGAGUAGUUAUAUAUAAUGUAUUAUUACCCAUUUCAUCUAUAGUAUUAUACUGUGGCGUACUAGAUGCAUGUA